Molecule: messenger RNA, 1056 nt
Organism: Nerophis lumbriciformis (worm pipefish)
Lineage: Eukaryota; Metazoa; Chordata; Actinopteri; Syngnathiformes; Syngnathidae
Source: RefSeq, a predicted model, not a curated record
AUGUCUCCACAGGAGCUAGCGACGCAGGAGUGUGGCACAGCACUGUGCCUGUCCGUUUACGUCAUCACCUUCGUGCUGGGCUUCCCAGCCAACGUUCUGGCCUUCUACACAUUCUGCAGCAAAGUCCGCCAAAAGGCCACACCCAUCGACAUCUUGCUCCUCAACCUGACCAUCUCGGACCUUCUCUUCCUGCUAUUCUUGCCCUUUAAGAUGCAGGAGGUGGUGAACAACAUGCGGUGGGACAUGCCCUACCCGCUUUGCCCUCUAUCGGGUUUCAUCUUCUACAUGACUAUCUACAACAGUACCUUCUUCCUGACUGCCGUCAGCGUGGAGCGCUACCUGGGUGUGGCAUUCCCCAUCCAGCACAGCCUCAAGCGUCGGCCACUCUACGCCGUCGCCGCUAGUGUCUUUUUCUGGAUCUUCUCCUUCAGCCACCUUAGUAUCGUCUUCAUCAUGCCCUUCAUCGGAACAGAAGACGAGCCCGUCACCACCACGGUGGAACCACACACAGCCGCUACAACGCACGACACUGUUACAACACACAACGUCGACACUCCGCAUCCAGGUCCCAAGGAAGUUUGCUACGAUAACUUCUCUGACGCCCAGUUGAAGGUGCUCUUGCCAGUCCGGCUGGAGCUGUGCCUGGUUCUCUUCUGCAUCCCAUUCCUCAUCUGCAGCUACUGCUACAUCAACUUCAUCCGGAUCCUGUCGCGCUUGCAGCACAUAGACCGACGGAGGCGUCUCCGUGCUAUCGGGAUGGCGCUUGGCACUCUUGUGGUUUUCGCCGUUUGCUUCGGUCCCUACAACGUCUCGCACGUGGUGGGUUUUAUCACCUGGAAGAACCCCCAGUGGCGUGAUAAGGCCCUGCUGUGCAGCACUUUCAACGCCUGCUUGGACCCGCUGAUCUUUUACUUCUCGUCAUCAGCUGUCCGGGGUACGGUGGGCAGCGUGACUGGGGUGCUAAAAGCUCGUCUGAGCGGGUGCCUGUCCUGCCGGGCCCCGAAACAGAGCGUGGACGAUAAGGACAGCAAACAAGAACAGAUAAAUGCUAUCUAA